CCCACCACCAAAGCUUCGAUCAUCAUCAUCAUCAUGGAUCCGGAUCCGGAUCAUAACCCGAAUCAUCAUCGACCCAACUUCCCUCUCCAGCUUCUUGAUUCUUCUACCUCCUCCUCUUCCACUUCCCUAGCCAUCAUCUCUGCUACUUCCGAACCUAACUCCGAACCUAAGAAGCCUCCUCCUAAACGAACAUCAACUAAGGACCGACACACCAAAGUCGAAGGCCGAGGCCGUCGGAUCCGUAUGCCUGCCAUGUGCGCUGCACGUGUCUUUCAGCUCACACGUGAGCUUGGUCACAAAUCCGACGGUGAAACUAUUGAGUGGCUACUCCAACAAGCUGAGCCAGCGGUUAUAGCCGCUACAGGGACUGGAACCAUUCCGGCUAACUUCACUUCUUUAAACAUCUCACUUCGUAGCUCAAGAUCUUCUCUCUCCGCUGCACAUCUUCGUACAACACCGAGUAGCUAUUACUUUCAUUCACCUCAUCAGUCCAUGACUCAUCAUCUUCAACAUCAGCAUCAGGUUCGUCCCAAGAACGAGUCACAUUCUUCGUCUUCUUCUUCUUCGCAGCUUUUAGAUCACAACCAAAUGGGGAACUAUCUAGUACAAUCAACUGCUGGAUCUUUACCUACAAGUCAGAGUCCUGCUACGGCACCGUUUUGGAGUAGUGGUGACAACACACAGAAUCUUUGGGCGUUUAAUAUCAAUCCUCAUCAUUCCGGUGUUGUGGCCGGAGAUGUUUAUAACCCGAACGGUGGUGGUGGCGGCGGUAGUGGAGCUGGCGGUGGAGUUCAUUUGAUGAACUUUGCAGCUCCUAUUGCUUUGUUUUCUGGACAGCCUUUGGCUUCUGGUUACGGAGGAGGAGGAGGUGGCGGCGGAGAACAUAGCCAUUAUGGAGUUUUAGCGGCUUUGAACGCUGCUUACCGGCCGGUGGCUGAGACGGCGAACCAUAACAACAACCAACAAAACCGCGACGGAGAUCAUCAUCACAACCAUCAAGAAGAUGGAAGCACCAGUCAUCAUUCCUAGACAAACAUACACAAACAUAUAUAUUCUAGGUUUUUGCUUGAAGUAGUAUAUUUGGCUUGUGAAAUGUUUUUCUCAUUACUAUUGAGUGUGAGAGUUUUCUAAUGAGACACACUACUUGAUUAGGGUUUUUGAAUAAUUUCUACAUGUGUUU
Molecule: messenger RNA, 1180 nt
Organism: Arabidopsis arenosa
Lineage: Eukaryota; Viridiplantae; Streptophyta; Magnoliopsida; Brassicales; Brassicaceae
Source: the annotation of a GenBank genome assembly